This is a messenger RNA of Cephus cinctus (wheat stem sawfly), 9733 nucleotides long. RefSeq names its product MAGUK p55 subfamily member 5. Gene Ontology annotation, cellular component: adherens junction; plasma membrane. Gene Ontology annotation, biological process: establishment or maintenance of polarity of embryonic epithelium; protein localization to plasma membrane; generation of neurons. The transcript is spliced from 19 exons. NCBI's taxonomy places the organism in Eukaryota, Metazoa, Arthropoda, Insecta, Hymenoptera, Cephidae. The record is from RefSeq and is a predicted model, not a curated record. Gene Ontology annotation, molecular function: protein binding. Bases 2734 to 7302 code for a protein of 1522 amino acids.
UUUCAGAGACGACACAGAUGCUCAUAAAGAUGUCAAAUCGAAGAAUACGCCAUACGUGGAAUAUGUAUGCACAGGCCUCAUUCAAUGGGACAGGUUAAAAAAUAGAUGCUAGUGGAAAAUUGCUGUUAACUCUUAUAUAGUAGUUCCGAUUCCAUUUUAAUCAAAGUGUAAAAUUAUCGUUGACGUGUUUCCUCAUGCGACGGUGUACAAGACGGUAUAUAGAGUCCGUCAGUCGACGCUUCUGACCGACCGUUGGUGACUCUCGGCAUAUCCAGCAGUCACGAAUCGACACUGGAUUCUGAAAACUAUAUUCACUGUUAGGGCGUUGUGUAUUAGAAUUAGUGAAACCGACUGAGAAAGUCAUUGAGACGAGCAGAAAAGCAGGCUAGCGAAGGCAAGCAAGCGAGAAGGCAGUCAGCGAGGCAGGCAGGCAGGCAAGCAAGCACGAAGGCAGACAGCAUCCCCUAUAUUGAUUUCGUACUGUGCACCCCUCCCCUCCCCUCUCCACGUGUUUGUCUCCGUCUCUUACUCUCUCACGCAAACUCCCUUCUCGUUCUCGCGCAGCUCCACCUCGUCCAUUCUGUCUUCCUCUGUCUCACUACGUCCUUCUCGCUUCAGCCUCCUCACGCUCUGUAAGAUCCUCUCCUUCUCGCCCACUCGCUUCCUCCUUUUCGUCACUCUCACUCUAUCCCUGUCUCUCUUUCUCUGUCUGUCUGUCUCUCUGUCUCAGCCGCUCUACACAACACUCGACUCUUCUCCACCCUCUCUCUGCAGAGAGAGAGUACGAGGCAGCUUCUACUAUCCCCUACGCGGCGGCGGAUCUCCACCAUAACAUCUCGCGGAAAAUUAUCCUGCCAUCACUUGCCAUGUCCGAAAGGGCGAGUGCCGCGAAGUGCGAGACGCUUUCGAGGUUACACGUAGAGAAUUUCGUGGCGUGAGACACUGUGUCCUGGGUGAAUCAGGAUCGUGUGGUGGCAUGACUGAAUGUGUCAAUAACGCGACUGUCAUCGCGAUUAGGGGGUCACCUCGGAUAUACGUCUGUGCAGCCGAUUCGGUGUGAAACAUGGAGAUCAAGUCAGAUCAGUGCAGUGCAACGGAAGAUUACGAUUUUCACGCGUCCAAUCGUAUUCCUACUCCCAUCCAUAUUCCAAAAUCGAUUCGCAUUCCCAUUAUCGUGAAACUCUCGAAUCAUACGAUAGCGUCACACCUCCCCGGGAAAGACUUUUCAGAAAAAUAGUUGAGAAAUUUAUAGCUCGAUAUUUUACGACGCGAGUGUAAUUGUGCCCUUGUGACAUCAUUGUGAGACAGGAUCAACACUCAACAGGGAGGUAAUCAACGUGGUCGAGGAGCGGGCCGGUGGGCCGAAGAUUGAACUCUUGAACGUGGCUUCGAUAGGCGUGCUCAUCGCUCGCGGACGUUCAUACUCGGCUGCGGGACCUUUUGCGAGCUGAAAGGGAAGGACAGGUCCGGUAAAGGGAACGAGAUAAGAAGAAAUUGGCCGUAGGAGGCUUUGACGUUUCGCACGGGGAUUGAAGUGAAUUCGAGAAGUCGGGAUCUCGAGGAAGAGGAAAAGGAGACAACGAACUCAUAUUGUUGGCCAUCUUAGGAAUACGAGAGAACAAGUGCUGCCGGAUUCGUAGGAAAUUCGAGUCUCGGAUCGGAUCGCAAGUUUUAGCUUCAGUGUCCUUCUGUGUCCGCGUUUGCGUGGGUGCGUCCAUUUAUUUUUUGUGCUCUUCGCGCUCGGGCACAGUCCAGAAGGUGACGAGCGUGAAGGAAUACUCGGGGUAGCAAUGGAGGAGAAUGAGUCGAGACGUUCCUGGCGCGUGGUCACGACUCCUUCCUAAUUCGAAAUUAAUGCGGCGCCGACGGACGGGAUUAAAGGAAGAAACCAUGGCUCUGGACACGGCCGAGAUUCCAUCCGAGGCCAAGAUCGAUAGGAUGACGCUUCGUGGGAAAUUUUGAAUUCGAGAAGAAAUCAGAAAGCUCGAUUACAUCGUAGAGAUGUAGGGGGGCCCGUCAUUGGGGCCCCAAUGUGCCCGAAAUCCUCCCGCCCUUUCUCUCGAACAAAAUCAUCAGUCAUCGAGGAUUUUUCGAUUUACAGCAGACGCUCGCCGUUAAUGAUUGCUGAUUGUCAUUCUCGUCCACUGCACCGUUUAUCGUUGUUGCCAAAAAUUGCCAAAAUACGAACGACGCAACCAGUCUUUCAAAAGACCCUGGAACACGGGGGCCUGGGUAACCAAAUUGUUUGUUCGUUCUGAUCUAAUAUAUUUAACAUUAAUCGUUAGUAAACGUUCAUAUGCGAAUUGCCUUAGUAUCCGUUCGUAAAGAGAAUCGUAACUAUCAGUUGCCAAAGUAAAACAGGUUAUAAAAUAAGUGUCAAUGCGUGACGGUCGAGCGGAAGGGAGCCGCUAGUUAAAUUCGACACACGUGUCUUAGAGGAAAAGUGUAAUUACUAAAGAAUUAACGACAACAACAACAACAAAAAAUUAAGGAAAUAUAAUCAAAGCCACGUUCUAUGUGUAAAGUCAUUCUCGUGGAAUCAAAAAGUUAAGCAGUUAUAACGACGUUACAUAUUUUCAAAUGUUUAGUCGCAGCCAAAGUUUCAACAAGUAUUAUUAGCAGUAGCCUGAACAUAGUAUGAAAUUUGUGUGGUGUACAUAGAGUGUUUAGAAGUUUUCAAGAAGAUAGUACAAGAUUUUUAAGUGCGGAAGAAAAAAAAAAGAAGAAAUAAAGAUGGUCGACCUCGGGGGAUAUAUCAUCAUUCUGAUGAAUCACAAUGGCAAGAUCAAACUUUACGGCUCCCCUGCGGAUAAUGCGGACAGCUUGGAGGUGGGCGACGAGAUUCUGGAGGUCAACGGUCGCACCCUGGAGAACGCGACCCACUCCGAAGUUAUUCAGCACAUUCAUCAGUGCAUCAAGUCACGAACAAUAUGCCUGCGAGUGCGAAGAAGAAGCGGAAACAAAAUGGAAGAAUUGGAUGGACCAAACGCAGGACGAAUACGAGACGCCUGGGUCAUCGCUGUCGAGAGGGGCGCAAGAGAACGACUUCAGAGGCUCACCGCGCUCAGGAGAAUUCAACCACGGGACAUUCAAGCCAUUUUACAUCAACAGAUAAGCGAAGGGGCAGCCUCGACGAGUGGAUCAGGUACAGAUGCGGAUGUAACCAGCAGUCAGAUCACCGUCACUCUUGCAGACAAAGAUCUCGGGACAAAUGCCUAUCCGACGAAGCUAAGCAACGGCACGAUUCCCAAGGGGAUCCCAAAGGCUAAAGACGCCACGGAUAUCAGUGCUGCUAAGGAACGAAAAGAUAUUCUUGAAAAACAACAGAGUUGCCCGGAAGAGGCUAAUCUUCUGACCCCGUUGCAAAGUGCAAAAGUCGGUGAGCGUCGGGCAAGCAGUCCCUUCCAAAAUGGUCGUACCGAGGUGCUGAUCGGAGAACCGGAGGGUGGUCCAAGAUCACCAAGAGGCUCCACAUCCUCAGCCGCAAAUGAGAGCAACUUCCUAAGUCUAUCGGAGGAACGUGAUUAUCCAGAACCCAUUUGCAGGUCUAGAAGGCGUAGCGCAAGUGGCGUACCGGAUAUUCACCUGCAGCAGGGCCAGCUUCAAGAGAACAACAACAGCUCGCGGGAGACGAAGGAGUCGAAGGAAGGAUUGGGGCCCGAUGAAAUGUGGGCCCCAGGGGCCCUAGGUCAUCACCGGGAACUUCCCGUUGACGUACCCGACACCCUCCUUCAGCAGGCGUACCCCAACAAGGUAAAGAAUUACUCACCCGGCUACCGGAGUGAUCGUCGUUCCCGUAGUGCUAGCGAUCUUGAUCUGUCCCUAAAUCUUAAAAACAAACGAUCAUCCGGCGAGAACGCGAAAGUCGGUGGUGAGAGUGCUACGUUAGUGCGCGUUGAAGAUCCUGCCAAGAUUGAGCUGAAGAUUGAAAACUCGCACUUCGCGAAGGACAAGAAGGAGACUGAGACUGAGGUUGAGACUGACGAAGGAAAACACAAAGAGACUGAGGACACAGACAUCGCAAAACGUGCAGCCGUCGACGAGGAAAUCGCGGGACAAAAGGAAUCGAGUGUCGAUGCCGAGGAAGACUAUCCUUUCGCAAAGGAGGACUAUCCGACGAUGCUGAAGACUUGCAGCGACGACUCGGCAAGUCCCAGAAGUUCAUCAGGUAGAUCGGAUAGUACCGCACCUUUGGAUACCAGUUUGAUUCUUCGUCACAGAUCGACGGGCAAAAAUUCACCCCUCUACGACGCACGAAGGAUCGAUCUUGGAUCACCAUGCCGAUCGAUCGUUCCUGAGAUCAAAAUUGCGCCAUUGUUCUCUCGUGCCAGAGACUCCACGUCCUUCGACAAUCCGGCUUACGGACUGGCUGAUCUUCAGGAUCUCCAGGGUCUACUUAUGAGAUCGGACGAGGUCUCCGAUUUAACUUGUUUGAUAGACGAGCAAGGACUGAUAUCAGGAAAGUCUCGUGAGCAGAGCCAAAUGUCGUCGACGUGGUCCAAGGAUCGCGUCCCUGUAGAGGGGAUCAAGACGACGAAAAAGGGUUUGAAACGUCCGGAUGAACAGAGCAGAACCAGAGGCCGAAGAGAUCUCGAUGCUACGAAACUCAUAAAAUGUUCCACCGAAGACCUCAUCCAGGUCGAGCUUGCCAAUAUCUCCUCGAAGAACAGAGUAAAGAAGAAGAAGCAGUCGAGUAGCGGAUACUCGACCUUAAAGAGCGAAGCCUCCACCGACCUCGAUCAAGAUUCCGCUUUCCUCGUCGACGCUAAUCGAGUCUACCGAGAAGUCGCUGUCGACUGUCCUGCGGAUUUUGUUCCUGUGACUAAGUGCCACCCGGUAUAUCCACCACCGAACAAGACUCCCGGCAACAGCAAGCACAACACUCUCGAGAGCAGCACCGCGAGAUCAAAAACCAUCCCCGCAAAAUUUAAUCCCAAGGACGUAAACUCUAACGGGGAGGAUAGAGGGACCCUCGCGUCUUCCCAUAACGAGAUUAAAAAUAUUGAGCCGACGAACAACAAUCGAUCUAGCCUACUGCUAGCCGAUAAUGCUAGAGAGACCGUAGUAGCGCGAACCGUAGAUCAAAGGGGCGAAAAGACUGGUCUCAACGGGGUUAAGCCUGCCAUUCCGCCUAGGGAUCAGAAGAGGGCACCAGCCAGGCCUCCUAAGGACAAUUUACGACUCUCCACCCAGAACAAUAAUGUCGAGCCCAGUGACAAUGCCAACACAGAACCCACGCAGCAGCAGCUACACUCCAUCAGAAAAUACCAGGAGCAGCUACGCAAACGAAAGGACGAGGAGGAGAAGCAGGAAGUUCUAAAUCGUUCUCUUCGUGGCUCAAGAAAACUUCAGGCUUUGGAGAGCCACGCUACGAGUCUCUCCGGCCAAGAGAAUCCUGCUUAUGCUCAGGACGAGUUAUCCACCGUAACUCGUUCUCAUAUCAGCACCAGUCAUGCGACGCAAGAAGUGGAGGAGCCACCCAGACCUCUCACGUACGGCGAGGUUGUCGCGACGCUAGAGAGGUUACAAUUACAACUGCGUAAUAUAUCUGGAGCUCUGGGAAUUUCGGGUCCUGGCGUCGAAGCUGAACUGGAAGCGGUUCGGACGCUUUUGGUACAAAGGCGCUUUGCAACCGCUUUGGCAACUCAUCAUGCACUUAAGACACGCCUGAGAUCUGUCAAACUCGCGAAGCACCAUGCCGAAGACGCCUCGAACUUGGCUCGUGAUUGUAUUGAAGUUUUGGAGCAAUGGCAAUCCUCCUCGACGUCAAAUGCUGCUGGGGACACGAUCGCCGCGGUCGAAGAACUCACAGGGUUACUCACUAGUUACGAGAUGGAAGGUCUUCUUCUGGCUCACGAUUCAAUCGUCUCUUACGUUGAAGGCUUCCAGAGGAAACAAGGCUCGCUAUCGUCCUCUCCCAGUGGACCACCCAGCCCAUCGUCUAGCACAAGAGGUUCCAGGAUUGCCGACAAUAUCAAAAUUAUCAGAAUUGAGAAGACGAACGAACCUUUGGGCGCCACUGUUAGAAAUGAAGGGGAUGCCGUCAUAAUUGGUCGUGUUGUUCGUGGUGGUGCUGCUGAUAAAUCAGGCCUUCUUCACGAAGGGGAUGAAGUAUUGGAAGUAAACGGUGUCGAAAUGCGUGGGAAGAGUGUGAACGAAGUGUGCGACAUUUUGGCUGGUAUGCAGGGUAGUCUUACGUUCCUGGUGCUUCCUGCUCCCACGAAUCAUAGAAAUAAUUUGUCUAACAACAGAAGAGAAGACAAUACUCAAAUACAGCAUGUACGCGCACACUUCGAUUAUGAUCCCGAAGAGGAUCCUUACAUACCAUGUAGAGAGCUGGGCGUUAGUUUUCAGAAAGGAGACGUGCUCCAUGUGAUUUCACAAGAAGAUCCUAACUGGUGGCAAGCUUAUCGAGAAGGCGAGGAAGACCAGACCCUCGCGGGACUUAUUCCAAGCCGGGCUUUCCAACACCAGCGAGAGUCUAUGAAACAAACGAUAGCUGGUGAUAAGUCAACGGUACGGGGCGCAAAGAAGUCGAGCACCCUCCUUUGCGCGAGAAAAAAUCCAAAGAAGAAGAAGAGGAAUAAAUUUGGCUCGAAUUUCAACGACGACGGUUAUCCUCUUUACGCUACCACCGCCAUUGAUGACUAUGACAGCGAAGAGGUGCUUACUUACGAGGAAGUGGCGCUCUAUUAUCCCAGGGCGAAUCACAAGAGGCCAAUAGUUCUUAUAGGUCCUCCAAAUAUCGGCAGGCACGAACUUAGGCAACGAUUGAUGCAAGACAGCGAAAGAUUUGCUGCUGCCAUUCCUCAUACAAGUCGACCCAGAAAAGAUUCCGAGGUCGAUGGCCAGGAUUACCACUUCAUAUCCCGCUCGCAAUUCGAAUCAGACAUUCUCUGUCGUAAAUUUGUGGAGCACGGCGAGUACGAGAAAGCCUAUUAUGGAACGUCGGUCGAGGCAAUACGAUCGGUGGUGAAUUCGGCAAAGAUCUGCGUCCUGAACCUUCAUCCACAGAGUCUUAAAAUCCUACGGAGUUCCGAUCUGAAACCUUACGUCGUCUUCGUGGCACCACCAAGUUUAGAAAAGCUCCGGCAAAAGCGAUUAAAGAACAAUGAAAGCUUCAAGGAGGAAGAAUUAAAAGAUAUAAUUGAGAAAGCACGCGAAAUGGAAGAUAAGUACGGACACCUCUUUGACAUGAUCAUCAUCAACAAUGAUACGGAUCGAGCCUACAACCAGCUUCUCACGGAGAUCAAUUCUCUGGAGAGAGAACCGCAAUGGGUUCCGGCAACAUGGGUUCCAUAAUGCAUGAAAGCAAAAAAAAACGCAAUUUUAAUUGCACUGUAGUCUCGUCUGAUUUAUUUGAUUCGUGGAACAGCAGUGCUGAUUGUAGUGCCAUUGACAUUUGACAAAUGUUACUAUGGCAUUGUGAUAGUGAGAUAAAACAAAAUCGUGAUAGUACGUAUUGCUUUUCCCUUAAUGAGACUUUAAACAUGGAAAAUUCGCAAAGCAUCUUCCAUGCCUCUUGAGAAAAUUUUUCACUUCAAUUGUUUCGGGCAAAAACAUAUAAAAAAGAUCUGACUCGUUCUCUGAACGGUUGGUUCCACUGAGCCAGAGCUGCCAUGUGAGAUUUAUAAAUCUUGCGGAAAAGGAAAACGCGACAAUAUGCCAUUCGUUAAGUUCUUUGACGUCUUCGAAUGUACCGCGUGAAAACGUCCAGCUAUGACCGCCUCUUACCACGAACGGCUGCAAGGCCAUGAAAAUAUCACGACACUCAAGGAGUUAUUUCACUUCAGUUAAACGAAUGAAAUAAAUACAAAAAAAUAAAUAAAAAGAAACUAAUAAUCUCAACAAAAGCAGAUGUUACUAACGAUUUACCGUAUAUAUUCUAGACUGUCGCGUGUCCGCAUAGAAAAAUCGUGUUUCCCAAAGUAUAGGCCCCGUUAUGCAAUACAGGUAGUUUGACUACAAUCAAUGGUGUAAUGUUUUUCAACUAUCGCGAAAACGUUGCCCUCUCAGCGAACGUAUUCCUGUGGGACGCUAAAAGUGCCGCCACUUUCCACAGACAUUUUUCUUUGCUAAAUUCCUGCCAGCUAGAACCGUCAUGUCGUUUAAUCGAGGAGACUGUUCAUUGUGCUAGAAUUUUGAUCGACGUAAGGUCGAAAACUCCAUAGUCCCAAAGAAAUAUUGUCCGUGAAAAGAAAAAGAAUAUAUCCUGUUUAGAAAUAUUCUGCUAUCUAAAUAAAUAAUAUUCUGAUUGUGAGCCAAGCGUGCACGAUAUGUGGGCCAAAAUUGUCUGGUGCCAAAUGUUCGCCAUCGCACGCGAAAGCGAAUGUGAAACUGAGAUGUGCCAAACCUUACCGAAGACUUCGCUUAGGAGUUUCACGAUUCAAAACACGCUCAAAGGCAUCGUAAGAUUCAUCGUUAAUAAUUAUGUAAAUACUUGUGCAAUUGUAUAGAGAAAACAAAAGACAUUGUUUAUUAUUAUGUGGAGUGAGUAUAUGUGAUCGGUGCGAAGGAAAUAAAGAGAAAAAAAGAAAGAUAAAAGCGAUUUGUAGAAAGUUUCACGAUUGGUCGAUUCGGUCUCGCGAGUAAGUAGCUUCUGCGAAAUGUGAAAAUCGACCAUGAGAGACUGAAUAUGGCAGGAAAGUGCGUAACGUGUUGUAGCUUGUAGAUAUGCAAAUGCGUUCUACCAAAGCCGUUGCGAUUUUAAACAUUUAACAUCUUAUUAUUUUGAUGUGCACGAGUAUACCCGGCCAACGAGAGAACCGGGUAAUGCGAAAACAAGAGUGGAUUAGAAGGAAGAAAAAAUAAAGUCUCCCUCAGCAAGAUCACUCGAGUUACUGGUAUUUAUCAUUACGAUUAUUAUUAUUAUUAUUAUUGUUAUUACCAUCAUCAUUAUCAUCAUCCCAAUUACUAUACAGCAGAAUUAUGUACAUUAAUUGAUAUUGAUUUUACGUGUAACAUAUAAACGUACAACGUUCAAGAUGAGGUACUUAUAUAUAUAUACAUAUAUGUAUAUACAUAUUAUAUAUACGCACAUAUAUAUACAUAUAUAUAUAAAGGAUAUAAAUAUGAAUAUAAAUACGAGAUCGAAUAAUAUAAUUAGCAAUAAUGUCGAUGUACUUGUAAGGAUCAUGAAAUCAAGAUGACAAAUUCGAGAGACUCGUGCGAACAUUCUAAAAUUAAAAUUCUUCCGAAAGCGUUAGCUAUAUAUAUUAUGCUAAUUAAUAUAUUACGUUAAAUUAUAUAGCGAUCACGGAAAACAGGCUGACUAUGCGGUAAACGUGUUCUGGAAAAUUCGUAACGUUAUCAGAUGAUCGGCCAUUCUUCAUUGUCGCCGAGACGUAACUUGAACUUUUGGAGUAACACAUUUUUUUCUGACCGACGUUCCUGCUCACGAAAUAUACGCGGAUGCAAAAUGAUACUCGCCCGAAUGGCAGCUAUGUACUACACAGAGUAAUUAUACUUCGAAAUGGGUAAAGUCGAUUCAGAGGACCACCGCGUCUUGGGAUUGCAAUCCGUCAGGGCGAGGAGGUUCAUUUGGGGAAUACAGAUUAUAUAGAUUAUAUAUGAAUAGAGAAAGAUGGCGAGCUUAGUGAAUAUAAAUCAGUUAUUGGUACAGUUUAACGCCAAAACAACACGCUCUUUCAACUCUGUAACCGUGCCGAUGUUUCACCACACCUCCUCCCCACUCUGUUAUAUAUUCCGUUGAAUAAAGGUUACUAUAACAUUU